ACGUUCCGGUUGCUGCAUCUACCCUUUACAAAACCAUGGGGGAGAAUUAACUGUAGUCUGAACCUUGCUUAUGGAAGCUGUAGUCACUCAGAGAGAGAGAGAGAGUUGAAAAUGAGUUACCUGAAGCUUAAAUGAAGAUGUCUAAGAUUUUGGAGGAGAUAGAAGGCGUAGAUUUGCUUGUGGUUGAGAGUCAAGUGAAAGACCAGAUUUUGUUAAUGGGCAUCAAUUUCAGCAGCCAGGAAGUUUCCCCUUCUUACUUUAUCUUCAUUUGCUCUUUGGGAGUCAGUCCCGUAAUAUUGCUGCUUUAGACUCUUCUGGGGUUGAUUUGAGGGAGGUUGUUAUAGUUAAUUAUCUGCCUUUUUCAUCUGUUUGCUGAGAUGGGACGAGUUCUUUUCAGUAUUGUCCUCUAUUGUAGCUUGGUGCUGCUUUUUGAGCCUUCCUUUUCGCUUCCUUUAUGCAGUGAUUCAACGGCAACCUUUACCCUGAACACUACACUGAAAUUUUGUCCUUACAAUGGGAGCGUGUGCUGCAACUCCACAGAAGAUUUACAAUUACAGAAGCAAUACCAUGCAAUGAACAUUUCUGAUCCUAGCUGUGCUUCUGUUGUGAAAUCAAUACUUUGCGCCAGAUGCGAUCCAUUUUCAGCUAAGCUAUUUACAGUUGAUUCUACACCCCGGCCAGUUCCUGUACUUUGCAACUCCACUGUGUCCGCCAAUUCAUCUCAAUCUAACCAAGCUGCAACUAACUUCUGCUCCAGUGUAUGGGAUACAUGUCAAAAUGUGUCUUUCUUGAAUUCUCCCUUUGCCCCUUCCCUGAAAGGUCAAGUUGGAGUACCACUGGAUUCCAAUGCUAGCAAACUGACCCAGUAUUGGCAGUCAGAAACUGAUUUCUGCAAUGCAUUUGGCGGAGCAUCUGGUGAUGGAUCAGUAUGUUUUGGUGGUCAACCUGUUACACUAAAUAACACUGGAACUCCUAGCCCCCCACAUGGUUUGUGCCUUGAGAAAAUAGGGAAUGGAUCUUACCUCAACAUGGUUGCUCAUCCUGAUGGGUCAAAUCGGGCAUUUUUCAGUAACCAACCAGGUAAGAUUUGGAUGGCAACUAUUCCAAGACAGGGAGCGGGAGGAGCAUUGGAGCUUGAUGAAUCAAAUCCUUUUGUAGAUCUAACUGAUGAAGUAUAUUUUGAUACUAUAUUUGGGAUGAUGGGUAUGGCAUUUCAUCCAAACUUUUCACAAAAUGGGAGAUUCUUUGCGUCAUUCACUUGUGAUAAAGUUAGGUGGCAAGGAUGUACAGGAAGAUGUUCAUGUAACUCAGAUGUCAACUGUGAUCCUUCAAAACUAGGUCCUGAUAAUGGUGCCCAACCAUGCCAGCAUCAAAUUGUUGUUGCAGAGUAUACCGUUAAUGGUACCUCAUCCCAGCCUUCUUUGGCAACAAGUGCCAAACCAACAGAAGUGCGAAGGAUAUUUACAAUGGGGCUUCCAUUUACAUCUCAUCAUGGAGGGCAGAUACUCUUUGGACCUGCAGAUGGGUAUUUGUACAUCAUGACAGGAGAUGGUGGUGGUAAAGGUGAUCCUUACAAUUUCGCUCAAAACAAGAAAUCAUUGCUUGGAAAGAUUAUGAGGCUUGACGUGAAUAACAUACCCAGUACAGAAGAAAUUGAUAAACUUGGUCUUUGGGGAAACUAUUCUAUCCCCAGUGGUAAUCCUUAUAAGGAAGAUACAGGAUUGCAGCCUGAAAUAUGGGCUUAUGGAUUAAGAAAUCCUUGGCGCUGUAGUUUUGAUUCAGAAAGGCCUUCCUACUUCAUGUGUGGAGAUGUUGGGGAGAAUACAUAUGAAGAGGUGGAUAUCAUCACCAAGAAUGGAAACUAUGGCUGGCGUGUUUAUGAGGGCCCAGAUUCGUUUUCUCCUCCUGAUUCACCUAGCAGAAAUACGUCUCCAAAUUCCAUAAGCCCAAUUCUUCCAGUGAUGGGAUACUACCAUUCUGAUGUAAAUAAGAAGGAAGGAUCUGCAUCAAUCACAGCAGGCUAUUUCUAUCGGUCUAUGUCUGAUCCUUGCAUGUAUGGAAGGUACUUGUAUGCAGAUCUGUAUGCAACUGCCCUAUGGGCUGGCACGGAGACUCCAGAAAACAGUGGCAACUUUACCACUAACAAAAUUCCUUUCAGUUGUGCAGCAGACUCUCCUAUACCUUGCAGCUCCAUUCAUGGAAGCUCUCUUCCAACUUUGGGUUAUAUUUACUCAUUCGGCGAAGACAACAGCAAGGAUAUUUUUACCCUUGCUAGCAGUGGCGUUUACAGAGUUGUUAGUCCUAGUCGUUGUAAUUACACUUGCUCAAAGGAAAAUGUUACUGUUGUUGUAAGCCCAGGUCCUUCUCCCUCUAAAUCUCAUGCUAGCCAUUUGAGUGACCCCUAUAACAGUUUAGUGCUCAUGUUCUCAACUUUGUUGUUGCUUUUGCUGGGUUUCCUUUAGUCUAUUGCAACAUCUUCACAUGUAGAAGGCGGGAGAGUUUUAUUGCAAUGGCAUGAGUUUGUACCAUGGGGGCCUUUUUCUUACUCUUUCCUUUCUGCAAGAAGACUAAUCAAAUAAAUUUAUGCUGUUUUUAGAUUUUCA
Molecule: messenger RNA, 2603 nt
Organism: Juglans microcarpa x Juglans regia
Lineage: Eukaryota; Viridiplantae; Streptophyta; Magnoliopsida; Fagales; Juglandaceae
Product: HIPL1 protein-like
Exons: 7
Coding region: 378-2462 (694 amino acids)
Source: RefSeq, a predicted model, not a curated record